CAUCAUUUGUGCGCCGAGUAAUUUUUCGCUGCGCUUCUAUUGUGGCCAUGACCACCCAGUGACGUCACGCCCGCGCAGCAGGAUGCCAAACAGGGCGACAUGUUUGCCCGCUUGUGGGCCUCCUUCUUCUUCUUCUCCUCCUCCUCCUCCUCCUCCUCCUUCUCCUUCUUCUUCGUCGUCGUCGUCCAAGCGACAGCGCUGCUAUGAGUCGGCCUUCCUUCGGCGCGCGUCCGUGCCGGCCGGCGUCCUCCUGUUGAGCCCCCCGGCCCGGCUGGGUGAGCUCCGAACGCCUAGCUAGCGCCGCUAGCUCGGGCGGCUAGCCGUGCUUUGGGUCGACAACGCUGGCGUUUUGUCUUCGCCAAAUGUUUCGCCGGCUUGUUGGUGUCAUUAAGCUUGCGGCGAACGCCUUUGUUCGCGAGGUGCCAGUCGAAUGCUAAGCAGCGACGUGUUCCCCGAGCAGCCAUGAUUAUUGUGUCGUCAUUGGGCAUUUUAGUGCUGUUAAGCAGCGCUCGCCAUCCACGGUCGCUAGCAUAGCGCUAGCAUUUGGUUGUAAAUACAUGAAAUGUGUUGGAGGUGCGUCAACGCGCAAAGACAGAAGGAUUUCGUCGUGAAAUGUCACGUCACAAAUUGAUGCAUCGUUUCGAGACGUGGCACUGAGGAUCCAGGUGAGGGAAGACGAGGUCGCACCGUGACCCCCGUGACCCCGGUAGACGGCUUGAACGUUUAUUUCAGGGAUGCUGUCAUGUACCGCGAGAGGGAGCCUGCAGCAGACUCGACUUGGACAACCGCGACUCUGGGCUGUUUGCGUCAUUGGUCUCCGUGCCGACCGAUGCGUUUCAAAAAGAAGAGAAAAUGCCCACCCGCGUGCACAAAUAUUUGCCCGCCCACCUCCAGAGCGACUUGUGUAUUUCCGAGCCCUAAUAAUUCUUUUUGGGUUGUUUUCCAGCGUCUCGCGUGCGUGCGAAAUGAGCCCGCCGAGCGUCAGGCGCUGGACGCCCAAGAACGUGGCCAAGUGGCUGAAGGACGAGGGCUUCUGCGACUACGUGGACCUGCUGUGCCACAGGCACCGGCUGGACGGCAGCAGCCUGCUGGCCCUCAGCGAGUACGACCUGCGCUCGCCCCCGCUGGAGCUCAAGGUUCUGGGGGACAUCAAGCGCCUCAUGGCGUCCGUGCGCAAGCUCCAGAAGCAGAACCUGGACCUGCUGGAGGAGCUGGGCCUGCCCUUCGACGGGCACUCGCCCGCCGGCUCGGGCGACCGGCUGUGCAACGGCGAGGCGGCGGGCGACGGCGCCGACACGGCGCCCGUCGGGGAGGAGUACCAGAAGUACACCAACGGCAAGUUCAAGCAGCAGACGCGCCGCCUGGAUCCCGAGUGCUGGAAGACGGUGCUGAGCUCCGUCUACGUGGUCUUCGUGUUCGGAUUCACCUCCUUCGUCAUGGUCAUCGUGCACGAGCGCGUCCCCGACAUGCGCACCUACCCGCCCCUGCCCGACAUCUUCCUGGACAGUGUGCCUCGAAUCCCGUGGGCCUUCGCCAUGGCGGAGGCGUGCGGCGUCAUCCUCUGUGUCAUCUGGCUGCUCGUUCUACUGCUGCAUAAACAUCGGUCCAUACUCCUGCGCCGCAUGUGCAGCCUCAUGGGUACGGUGUUCAUGUUGCGCUGCAUCACCAUGUUCGUCACCUCCCUGUCCGUGCCGGGACAACACCUGCAGUGUUCCGGGAAGAUGUACGGCGACACGUGGGCCAAGCUGCGGCGCGCCGUGGCCAUCUGGAGCGGCUUCGGCAUGACGCUGACGGGCGUUCACACGUGCGGCGACUACAUGUUCAGCGGACACACCGUCGUCCUCACCUUGCUCAACUUCUUCGUGACGGAGUACACGCCGCGCAGCUGGCACUUCAUCCACACGCUGUCGUGGGUGCUCAACCUGUUCGGCAUCUUCUUCAUCCUGGCGGCGCACGAGCACUACUCCAUCGACGUCUUCAUCGCCUUCUACAUCACCACGCGCCUCUUCCUCUACUACCACACGCUGGCCAACACGCGCGCCUACCAGCAGAGCCGCCGGGCGCGCAUCUGGUUCCCCAUGUUCUCCUUCUUCGAGUGCAACGUCAACGGGCCCGUGCCCAACGAGUACUGCUGGCCCUUCUCGCGGCCCUCCGUCCUCAAGUUGAUCAUCGGCUAGAGAGGUCGGCGCCGUCGGAGUGACUUGACACAGCCUGCCUUUUACUUACGGGAUUUGUUGGAUCGAAAGUAAGAAUCAGCCAAAAUUGUCUGUGUCUCCCUUUUGUCUUAAUUGUGAUUCCAUUUGCCAAUGACCUUGCACUUUGCAAUAGGUUUUCUUGUGUAGAAAUGUCCCCAAAAAAUAAAUCAAAUCAGGGGCGGGUCCUUCUUCCUAUCAGGGGGCAUACAACAGCGCAUCAGUGGUGACUUGAGAUACGAAUGACCAGAUCUGAGUCUUCUUUCGGAUUUCGGAUGAGUUUUUUUUGCUUUGACUUGAAAGCAAAACAUUUGAGAGAUGAGUGUUGUGUGGUGGCAGUGAACUCAACUCACUUCACAACAAGCAAUCGCUUGGCGGAUGUAAUCAAUUACUCCGAAAAGAAGCUUCAAGCUGUUUAAUUCCACUCCCAGUUGUGGUUUACUACCAAACGAAAUUGUAAAAGUUGAAUAUUAAAGAACAUAAACUUUGCCUUGAAGUCCCCUAGCUUAAUGCUAACAGAUAAUGGGGAAACGACUUGGGCGGGCUAACGAAACUAGCAUCAAUGUUGCGGUAGUUAUAACGCUUUAAGCAAAGGGUUUUUGAACACAAUCGGUGACAAUAUAGCAAUACUCACAGGCUUAUAUUCUUUAUCAUCUGUGUAAAAUGACUAACAUUAAAGCUGCUGAGUGAGUCACAGCUGUGAAAUGUAUUAGUUUGUGUUUUGUCUUUGCGUCAUUUUAUUGGGGAAAGAUUAUUUGAGAUAUGAAUGUUGUGAGUCAGAACAAAUUAUGUCAAGGCACCACAUAGUCAAAUGCUGUUGCAACAUUUUUUCCACAAUGGAAUGAAUUUAUUUUUUCCCUCAAAAUUCAACACACAACCGUAUUGUGACAUGUAUAAUGUAUUUAGAAACAAAUCUCUGAAUACAAAAUGUGGAAGCAGUGAUGUGCUGUAAGUCCUUUCUGAAUGCACUGUUAAUUGAGGGAAACUAAUUGUCCGCAUUUGUGGGGUCAUGUUUUUUCAAAUUAUUAUUUUACAGUGGACCAGAUCGAAUGUUCUGGUGGAGCCAUUUGUGGUCCGCGUGCCACGGUUGUCCCACCGCCGAUAAAUCACAUUAAAGCUAGUACAAUGUUUAGUUAUUUAAGGGAUAUCUCAAAAAUGGAUGCUAACUUAUUCAAAUUAGUGUUUUUUUAUACUAAGGCAGCAACGUGCACACAUCACAGGGUUUACAGUUGCUCAAAGUGGCGUUUUUGUGUGUUUGUGUGUUGUGAGAGACACAAACAAACAUGCUUUUUUUCCCCCCUUCCUUUUUAGUGUAACGAUUCUCUUGCUGGCAUUUGUUUGUGUGAUGUAAUGGAAAAACAAACAAACACUGCGCCUCAGCCAUGGUUGCACAUCUUAUUAAGUCAUUUGUAACAUAACAGAGGACAUUUGACGUUUUAAUGUUUGUCUGCAAACUGAUGGUCUGCUGUCCAUCAAAUGUGACAUUUAGCAAACAAGUGAAUCUUGAUAGUUCUCUGCCUUUUUUUCUGCAAAUGUGUACAUAGGCGAGCCAUUUAGUUGGCGAGAGUGUAUUUUGGUGGCUUUGAGAUGAAAUGCUGCAUCCACCGGUGAUGGUGCAAUGGAACUUGGUGCCACAAAAAAUGCUUUGAUUGACAAAUCCGCUCCUAAAACGUGCCAAUUUCAUCAUGUCAAGCUGUGAAAAUGUCUGUAAUUGAUUGUCCUUGAGGUAUUUGGACGAAGGCAUGCAACAGACGCGUGGUCAAGACACCAGGGAACUGUUCUCAGUUGUGAAAAAAUGCAUGUCUCCUUUGAACGCCACUGCGUUUUUUAAAUCAAUAAAUAGGCGAUUAAAAA
Molecule: messenger RNA, 4046 nt
Organism: Phycodurus eques (leafy seadragon)
Lineage: Eukaryota; Metazoa; Chordata; Actinopteri; Syngnathiformes; Syngnathidae
Gene: samd8a
Product: sterile alpha motif domain containing 8
Exons: 5
Coding region: 735-2177 (480 amino acids)
Biological process (GO): ceramide biosynthetic process
Cellular component (GO): endoplasmic reticulum membrane; Golgi membrane
Molecular function (GO): ceramide cholinephosphotransferase activity; sphingomyelin synthase activity; protein binding
Source: RefSeq, a predicted model, not a curated record